AGUCGCAGUUGACGAUCGACGACGGCCGCCCGAGGAGCAGCAGCCUGUUGGGCCCUGCUUUGCCGCUAAGAGUCGCGCAGCCUCUUAGCAAGCUAGCUCAGUCAGCGCCGGCCGAGAACUACACGCCAACCACCCCAAAACUACCCCUGCAAAUACACACGUCGCCAUGGCUUCGCUAAUGCUGUCGCCGAAGGUGCUGCUGCUGCGCACGCUGGUCCUCGUCACUGCUGCCCACGCCCUCUUCGUACCAUACCUCGACAUCAAGAAUGAAAAGCAAGCUGUGAUUCCUGGCAGUGUGCCUUUCCCGUGCGCCAAAGGUGCAGGCGAGCGUUCGAAGGAGCGGCCAAGCUCAGUCCACCAGCUGCGGCCAGGAGACAUCGACGUGGUGGCCACCAUCGGGGACAGCCUCUCGGCGGCCACUGGAGCCGUCGCCAGGACCUUCUAUGAUGUGCUCACCAUAGACAACAGAGGCAUGUCUUGGAACGGAGGUGGUCAGGGCAACUGGCGGCAGUACCUGACGCUGCCCAACAUCCUGAAGGAGUACAACUCGAACCUGACGGGCUACUCGCUCGGCGACGGCCUCUCGCAGACGCCGAACGCGCGCUUCAACGUGGCUGUGAACGGCGCCAUGGACCAGGACCUGCCCUUCGAGGCCGUCGAGCUGGUCCGGCGGAUGCGAGCGGACCGAAAGAUCGACUUCCAAAACAGCUGGAAGCUAAUCACUGUGUGGAUCGGCACGAACGAUCUUUGCAGCGACUACUGCUACAACCCAAGCCAAGGCGCCGACACGCACAUGAAAAAUCUGCAGAAGACGCUCGACUAUCUGUAUGAACACGUGCCAAAGGCGUUUGUCAACCUCGUCUCUGCUCCUUACAUCCCAAGCUACGCCAAGAUGCGCGACUUGCCGAACCUGUGUCUCUCCAUUCUGCCGAUUGUGUGUUCUUGUCUCUUCGGCGGCAACGAAGCCGAAAAGCUCCGAAAUGUUACGCUGAUGACGAGACAGUUUCAAAGAGUCGAACAAAUGCUGGUGGAGAGUAAAAGGUACGACGGGCGAGAUGACUUUGCGCUCGAAUUCCAGCCAACUUAUCAAGACAUCCUUUUCCCGUCCGUGAGGCUAAACAACGGCUUGUUGACCACGGAUUACUCCUACCUCGCCGUCGACUGUUUCCACUUCUCGCAAAAGCUUCAUGCCGUCGCGGCCAACACCCUUUGGAACAACCUUUUCGAGCCGCCGUGGGCGAAAAGCACGACGUGGAAGCCGCUGUUCAAGAAGUUCUUGUGUCCGUCCUCAGAAAAACCUUACUUGGUCACGAGGCAAAACUCGAAAUCUUGGAAACCGAAAAAAAUGACCAGACGCCUGGGCAGAUGACCAAAGUUUGGCGAUAGUUUUUGAGAUGUACAACUGAUUUUUAUUUAAUGAGGAAUGGGUGCUCAGGGAAUGACCUUUCUACUAUUGCCAUUUUCUUGUACAUGUUGAACCGCAUCUCUUGCCAUUUUGUCGAUUGACCCGACGCAAUAAAGGUCGCUGCUCACCUGCGUGUGUAGAGAGAGGCUCGGCGCCCUCCUUUCCAGGUGCUCUCAUCCCUGACGCGAGAGCAGGUCUCUCCAGUCUUAAGAUAAGCGUGCGCCGAGGAACAAUGGGCACGAACGCCUCUCCAAACUCCGUGUUUAACCUAUUUAUUGAGUGUCUAUGUUGUUUAUUAUUUUGUGAUAUAAAAUAUUGUAGUAAAUACUCGAUUAUCAAGGGUUGAAUAAAAAAAUACAAAUAUAUUUAUCA
Cloeon dipterum is the source of this 1777-nucleotide messenger RNA. Its product is annotated as phospholipase B1, membrane-associated-like. Gene Ontology annotation, biological process: phospholipid metabolic process. NCBI's taxonomy places the organism in Eukaryota, Metazoa, Arthropoda, Insecta, Ephemeroptera, Baetidae. The transcript is spliced from 8 exons. The record is from RefSeq and is a predicted model, not a curated record. The coding region runs from base 167 to 1369 and encodes 400 amino acids. Gene Ontology annotation, molecular function: glycerophospholipase activity.